GGAGGCAGGCAGCGGGCCAAAGCGGCGGCGGAGGAGGCAGAGGCAGAGGCUGGAGGCGGCGAUGGAGGAUGAGGAGGAGAGGUGGAGGAAGGCCGCGAAGGGGGCGAGGGCCGGCUCGGCACUGAGCUGCUCGGGGAGCUGCUGUUCCGCCCUAGCCAUGGCUGCAAAAGACCCUACAGCUGUUGAACGAGCAAAUUUAUUAAAUAUGGCUAAACUGAGUAUCAAGGGACUCAUUGAAUCUGCACUGAGCUUUGGACGAACUCUUGAUUCUGACUAUCCACCUCUGCAGCAGUUCUUUGUCGUCAUGGAGCAUUGCUUGAAACAUGGCCUUAAAGUAAAAAAAUCUUUCCUAAGUUACAAUAAAACAAUCUGGGGCCCUCUGGAGCUUGUGGAGAAAUUGUACCCAGAAGCUGAGGAAAUUGCUGCUAGUGUUCGAGACUUACCUGGACUCAAGACUUCCCUAGGACGUGCUCGUGCCUGGUUGCGAUUAGCACUUAUGCAAAAAAAGAUGGCUGACUAUUUACGGUGUCUUAUCUUCCGGAAGGAUCUCCUUAGUGAAUUUUAUGAAAAUCAUGCACUGAUGAUGGAAGAAGAAGGCGUAGUUAUUGUUGGGUUGCUCGUUGGGUUAAAUGUAAUUGACGCAAACCUGUGUGUAAAAGGAGAAGAUUUGGAUUCACAAGUCGGUGUGAUAGAUUUUUCUAUGUACUUAAAGAAUGAAGAUGAUAUAGAAAGCAAAGAAAGAAAUGACCACAUUGCUGCCAUAUUGGAUCAAAAGAAUUACGUUGAAGAACUAAAUCGGCAACUGAAUAGCACAGUCGGCGGCCUUCACACACGUGUUGAUUCACUAGAGAAGUCAAACACUAAACUUAUUGAAGAGUUAGCAAUAGCCAAAAAUAACAUCAUUAAACUUCAAGAAGAAAACCAUCACUUAAGAAGCGAAAACACGCUCAUUUUAAUGAAAACACAACGUCAUCUAGAGGUGAACAAAGUGGAUACUGAUGCGGAACUUCAGACAUACAAACACUCCAGACAAAGCCUGGAUGAAAUGUACAAUGAGGCACAUAGACAGCUUCGAGAAGAAUCACAGUUACGACAAGAUAUAGAGAAUGAGCUGAUGGUCCAAGUUGGUAUGAAGCAUGAGAUAGAACUUGCAAUGAAGUUGCUGGAGAAAGACAUUCAUGAAAAACAGGACACACUUAUAAGUCUACGGCAACAGCUGGAAGAGGUCAAAGCAAUAAAUGUAGAAAUGUACCAAAAGAUUAAGGUUUCAGAUGAGGAUAUGAAAGAAAAGAAUGAAAUAAUUGGUCGACUGGAGGAUAAAACCAAUCAGAUUAAUACCACUAUGAAGCAGUUGGAGCAAAGAUUGCAGCAAACAGAGAAGUCUCAAACGGAGGCAGAGAGUGAGGACAAGAAAUUUAAGCAAGAUUAUAUGAGUAAAUCUGAAAGUCUUCAGAAAGAAAUUACUCAAAAGGAGAAGCAAGUGUGUCAGCUGGAAACCGAUCUGAAAAUAGAAAAAGAAUGGCGACAAACGAUGGAAGAAGACCUUAGAAAGGAAAAAGAAAUGGCAUCUUCUCUGAAGAUUGAGACCCAACAAAUAAUUACUCUCAAAAAAGAGUUCUUAAAGUUACAAGAAAAGAACAAGCAGUUGAGAAAUCUCUGUCAUGAUCAAGAAGAAGCUCUCCAAGAACUGGCUGGAAAACUUAGCGAGUCAAAGCUUAAAAUAGAAGAUAUAAAAGAAGCAAACAAAGCUUUACAGGGGCAAGUAUGGCUGAAGGACAAAGAUGCUACCCAUUGCAAGUUAUGUGAAGCAGAGUUUUCUCUUUCCAGAAGGAAGCAUCAUUGUAGGAACUGUGGUGAAAUUUUCUGUAAUGCCUGCUCAGACAACGAACUGCCUUUGCCCUCUUCGCCGAAGCCUGUAAGGGUCUGUGAUACUUGCCAUGCGUUGCUAAUACAGAGGUGUUCCUCCAAUGUGCCAUAAAAGUCCUCUGAAGAUUUAUAAACUGUUGCCUCCCAAUUAGGAUGAGUAUCCUAAUAUUGCCAUACAUACUUCUGCUACAGCACAAUGUUUCUUGUCAAAAAAUAUUGGAAUAUCCACUGCUGAAUUUUGUGCCAUUGUGAUAUAUUCCUGCAGUACCAGCAUGAUGACAAGUUUUGUGAGGUUGUGCUAAUACAGUGAUUUAUAUGCAUCUGCUUGCGCAAUGCAUCUUAUCCUCCGCCUUUAAAGAUGCAGGUGGGAACAUUUAUCAUUUUGCUGAACCAUUCCAAUUGAAAAUGGAGAUUUCUGCAUUGUCACUUUAGUUUUUACUCAUUUGUAAUUUGGGAAUAAGUUGGUUGUGACCAAGAAAGCCUAGAAGCCAGAGAGACAUUUAGCAGGCCUUUAAUGUAUACUACUAUGUGCAGUAUCCAAAUCUUUGAAUUGUUGUCAAGUGAAGAUAAAUUUAAAUAAGAAAAUAGAAACAUAAGCAAAUGGAACUCAAGCAAGACACUACUACCAAAUAGAAAAAAAAAAUUGUCUUGGUGGGGAGAUACAUAAAUCUCCCUGCUAUAAAUAUCUUAAAAAUUAACUUAAACUAAGAUUCUAUAUUCUCGAUAGCAAGGGUUAAAAUGACAGUGGUGGUAGCAAGAAUGAAAAAAGUCAAUUGCUGCUGAAAGUUACUUAUUUCUUAGAUGCCUGCUUUCUAAGAGGCCCUACGAGGUAAGACAAUAUGUAAGGCAUGGUUGGACUGCUGCCUCUCCAGUGGCAUUUGUCUAAAGAUCCUUCUACACUAAUCUAAAACCCGAAAGUGGGUUAAAAUAACCUGCUUCCUCUCGGAUUCUAGUCCCUACUCCCACUGCAAACUCCGGACUUUCCUGUGAUGUCAUCCAGCCCCCCUCCAGGCCCCCAUUCCCUCCCCAAAACUUACCGGUGGGACUUGUCGGCAGUACAUGGCUCUCUGUACAGGAAUUAUGAUGCAAGAAAAUGACAUUAGGAGCGGGGGGGGGGGGGGAUCCCCCAUGUGCCAUUUUCUUGUAGAAGGAGUCUUGUACAGAGGAGCCUGCACUGCUGGCAGGCCUCUCCAGGGGUGCUGGAGGGAAGGGGGUGGGCACCUCCUUUGGGCUUUCGGAAUCCAAAGAACCAGGAUGGCUGUAGGGAUUGACCCCUGGGACUGUGGAAGUACUCCCAAGAGUCAAUCCUCACAGGGUCCACAUCCUACCUUAAGAUCCAAAUCUUUCCAAAUGUUUAAUUAAUGCAGAGUAAACUGGAAAAACCGUUUACUCUGCAUUAAUUCUCUGAAGAUCCCAUCCUCUUUACCAUUUGUCUGGUAGAUGAUAUAGGAAAGUAUGUUCUAGCAAUUGGAAAGGUGUAUUGAACAGCUAAGAAUGACUGAACUUGGAUAUCUCUCAUUUGCCUGAAAGGAACAAUUGAAUUAGCUUAAUGAGUGCCGGAGAAGGACUGAGAAGGAAGGCCAACGAAGAAAAGAAUGUGGUAAGAAUACCACGAAUGAGAAAAAGAUGGAAUAUGUGUAAUAUUUCUGUAACAUCUCUGUUUUGAGGCUCUGAGGUGAGAAAACAUUUUAGAAAGUGUGUCCUGAAUUUACAUCCAGUUAGAAUCUAAUUUUAAUCUGCUCUCCCCCAAUAUGCAGGAAUUCAAAAAUUCUAAAAUGUAUUAUACAAACAAUACAAUAGGAAGGGACUUGGUAGUUAGUUGAAGGUCAUUAAUUCUAAGGAGUGCCUAUUUUUAAUCCAUGACAAUAGGUAUGUAAUUAGAUACCCUAGUAACACUUUAUACAGUCAUAUAUGUAGAACUGCUGCAUAUGUUUGUUAGGGUGCCUUAAUGUGGAUUGUGUAGAAAUAACUUAUACAUAAUAACAGAGUUGAAUUACUGAUAUUUAGAUGACCAUUUUGGGUGACAGAUGCUAGAACUUGUGGUUCCAAAAGCAACUUUGUGAAUCUUCUGAAACCUCUGCAGAUGUAUAGAGUCCAAUUUCUUGUCUUUACAUUAUGGGCGGGAGUCUAACAUAUUUCCAGAUGUUGCUGCAUUUCAGACCCUAGCAGUCCUUGCUGGCAAAACCAUUUGUGUAGACUGGAAGUUGCAGUGAAAAUGUUAUUGUAAUUUAUAUUAUCUGAAGGGAGUUUCAUACACAUGCACCCAGUAUUGGACAUCUGUUGUUAGAUCACAUUGAAAUCCUGGGAUCUUUUGCUAUUGCCUGUUUUGACGAAAGCUGACAGCAUUGCAGUGCAGCAUCUUGCAAGCCAGUUUUCAAUCCUGUUUUCAUACUUACUAAGUGCAACGAAAACACGUUUCCAUGAAACAUCAUUCACCUUGUUAGAUUGAGAAAUACAAUAAAAUCUUUUAAUACAGUAAAUGUAAUGAUUUCAGAAAUGGGAUUAUUUGUGAUAUUUCAUUUCACUUUUUCAUCUGAUAUAGGAGGAUUAGAGGAAAUAGUUCAACUUCUAUCUAACCUUGUUUCAUUUUAAAGAUGAAAAUGUCUGCCUCAAACAUCCGUGCCUAACAUUAUUUUUGAUACCUGUUGUCUGAAAAUGUGGAUUGGUUAGAAGAGGUGGUCCCCUUUUGUGCUCUAACUUUAUGAGAAUUAUAACUAUAGAAUAAUACAUGAGGGUUGCUAACUUUUCUCUCUAUUACUAAUGUCCUUACCAGUCUUUAAUGACAUAAUGUAAAUACAUGCAAAAAAUGAAGUCUCCUGUUCCACUUGCUGAAUUUCUGCCGGCCAAUUAACUGUUUAAAGGACAGGAACUCUGCACAUGUCUAAUAAAAAUACAGUAUAUAAAAAUCAGAACAAUGCAGAUAGCUAAUAUAACUAAUUAUCACUUCCUUACUCCUCAAAUAGCUUGAAAAACGAGAGGCUUAAACCUUAAUUUAGUUGCUACAGUUCGAAAGCAGAUAGUCUUCUAACAGUGGUUCUCAACCUUUUCGUCACCCUGGGCCCUACUUUUAAAUGCCUUUUGUGGCUGUGCACUAUCAAGACUUAACUCAAGAUUUAAGCCUCUAGACUGCAGCAAAUAAUUAUUUCAAUUUUUUCAUGAUGGUCCUUCAUAUUCAGAGAGAAGGGGUAUAAGUUAAUCUGUUAAUGUAUACACUCAUAAUACAGUAUCUUGAUUAUAGUCUUUCCAUACGAAUUUGAAAUAAUAGUAUCAGAGAAUCAUAGAGUUGGGCCAUUUAGCCCAACCCCCUGCCAUCAACACUAAUAAUAGUUAAUAAUUUAAUAAUAGUUGUAGUGAUAGCAGAACAAGAAUAACAUUAAUAGACAGUAAUGGUAACAGUAAUAGAAAUAUCUAUAAAAGAAGAAUGACACUCCUACUACUUCUACUGGUACUAACAUUAACCACAGUAGCAUUAAAAGUAAUAAUAAUUUUUCUCACAAAUGGACCAUUUUGUGGUAUUCUGACAUGCUAAUCUCAAAUUUGCAUGUCACAUUUUCGUGCAAAAAAAUUGAAAUGUUAUUAAAGAUUUCAAAAACUUCCCUCCACUGCUUAAAAUUUGAUGAAAUGUUUUUUAUUGUUCGGCUCCCACACACCAGCUUGUUUGUUUGUGUUCAGUCACCAUAUAUACACCGUAUAUGUGUCCAGGGCCAUCACCUUGAAGAACAGAUUUCAGCUCCACUUUGUGGCCGUAAAGAGAGCCAUUGAGUUAAGAAAAUGUCUUUAACAGAAAAAACACCUUAUUAAAGUGGUGCCCAUUGACCAUACUAUCAAUGAAACUACAAGCACAUGGAACCAUUAACAUGACAUACACAUACAAAAGUCACAUGAAAGCAAAAACUAGAAGGUGAAAUGAAUAUAAUUUUACUGGUUGUACUUCAUUUACAGGGAGAAAAGGGAACAUACUCUUUUUGUAUAAUUACAACUACAGACAGUCCCUGACUUACAAACAUCUGAUUCACAAACAAGUCAUAAUUACAAACAGGGGUCAGACAAUAGGAAGUGAGAGAAAUCUACCCCUUGGGAGGGAAGUUCACUCCUGGAAAAGUCAUAAUGGGGAAAAGGUGUCUCCACUGAAGCUUUAGCACCAAUCCUUGUUUCUAAAAUAAGACAUUUUUUUCAAAAUCGAAUGACCACAGGGACAGAAAAUGAAGUGAAAUCUUAUGAUCGCACAGACAGCUGUUACAAAAUUCACUUGAGCAAUAUUGAAAAACUACCCUAAUUAUCAACAACCAAAUGGUUAGCAGAAAUCAAUGAUUAUAAAAUUAGCCUGAAUGCUCACUCACACUGACGAUGACUGACUCUUUCUCUGUCCUGCAGCCAUUGACUGUUUGCCAGUACCAAGAAAUGUCACGUGUUUCCUCUCUGCCAUCUGACGUUCACUUGUAAGUUCUCAGCAUGUGUGGAAAUUACUUUCCCACCCAACUAGUCCCAUAGCCGAUUUCUACCUAUGGGUGUUUUUAAUUCAGGUAAUAGGUUAAAAAAGCCAAGUUUUCAAAAAAAAAAAAAAAAAGCAUGGAAAAUUAAGAUUUUGUUCCAUUUCCCUUUCCAGUUUGCUGACAUUCAUUCACUUGUUCGUUCAGACAGAUUUAACUGCAAAAAAAUCAUAACAUUUCUUCAAUCCUUCACGGGCCCCCUGUGACAACAUGGUGGCUCCCCCAGGGGUCCACAGACCACAGUUUGAGAACCACUGUUCUAACAUAUUGCAGAAUUGAAAACGGGUUGCCAUUUGAUAAAUAGCUCAGAAAUAAACUGUACACUACUGUUAUAUCAAUUGAAUAUCACUACAGUUGCUCUGGAGAGUACUUUUAUAUAGUUAUUCAAAAGGGGAAUAACUAUAUAAAAUAUAUGUUUCCAUAUAUUCGUCCCUCUGAAACAACAAGAUAAGAUACACUGGGAAUUUUCUUAUUCCCACAAGCUCUAUGUUUACAGGACCAGUUCAGUUCUUGUACCAGAAAAUACCUGCCUGAAAAUCUGUCUGAUACUUUUCCUUCCAAAAUUAUGCUGGAGAACUGCAUCACUAUAACUAUAGUUGGUUUCAAUGUUCUUAGAAUGGAGAUUUCCCAAGUACUUCAAGGUGGAGAUCUGGAGAUCUAGGUCUUAGUAAUACACAGGAAAUUUUUAAAAUUCUAUUGUAAAGAUUACGUAUUAUUUGAACAAAUGCCAAUAAAAUUAUACUGUUGGUUGCUGUAGUUCAUGAUAGUGAACUAUUUUAAUUAAUAGUUAACACCAAACAUUUGUAAAUCCAGUUUCACCAUGAUCUAAUAACAUUCCAGACUCUUAGAUCACAUUAUAAUGAAGUUUACUAUUCUUUCUCCAGCUUACAACUCACAUCUUAUGCUGUAAUACUACCCAAGAUUAAAAUCUGAUUGGAAUUUUGGUCUGUUACAUUUGGUCUACCUGUAACUAUUAGAAUCUGAGAAACAUUCAUCUCUUUCCCAUCAAAGGUUCAUAAUCCAUUACUGCAGCUAAACUGUAUUAUUUCUAAACAGGCUUGCAAUUUUUGUGGUACAUUUGUGCCAAGACAUAAAAUAUACUGAUGUAGCUUUUGUAAUAAUGUUUCAACAUGAAGGUGUUUUUUUUUGUAAUUUUCAAUACAAAAGUUGUAACUUUGUGCUUUGUUAAAAAUAAAAUAAUUUUAAAGAUUC
Molecule: messenger RNA, 7568 nt
Organism: Anolis carolinensis (green anole)
Lineage: Eukaryota; Metazoa; Chordata; Lepidosauria; Squamata; Anolidae
Gene: rufy2
Product: RUN and FYVE domain containing 2
Exons: 18
Coding region: 62-1978 (638 amino acids)
Cellular component (GO): cytoplasm
Molecular function (GO): metal ion binding
Source: RefSeq, a predicted model, not a curated record